Molecule: messenger RNA, 1588 nt
Organism: Vigna radiata var. radiata (mung bean)
Lineage: Eukaryota; Viridiplantae; Streptophyta; Magnoliopsida; Fabales; Fabaceae
Product: protein WALLS ARE THIN 1
Exons: 6
Coding region: 91-1254 (387 amino acids)
Cellular component (GO): plasma membrane
Molecular function (GO): transmembrane transporter activity
Source: RefSeq, a predicted model, not a curated record
UUCCCUCUCCCCUUCACCACUUCCCUCCCUUUCUUUCACAACCAACCCAAGCUAUAAUCAAUUCUUAUUACUUCAUAUAUUUACUCUUCAAUGCCUGAUUCUGCCUCAGCCUCCUCUUCCACCAGAAUGUGGUGCUCCGUCCCGGAACGGGUUCAGCUGCAUGCGGCCAUGUUGGCCCUGCAGUUUGGCUACGCCGGAUUCCACGUCGUCUCUCGAGCUGCCCUUAACAUGGGCAUUAGCAAACUUGUUUUCCCAGUCUACCGCAACGUUAUUGCCUUAUUCCUGCUCCUUCCUUUUGCCUACUUCUUGGAAAAGAAGGAGAGGCCUGCCAUUACUUUAAACUUCCUCUUACAGUUCUUUCUUCUGGCGCUUGUCGGAAUUACUGCGAACCAAGGUUUCUACUUGCUUGGUUUGGACAACACAUCACCGACCUUUGCAUCGGCGAUACAAAACUCUGUCCCAGCCAUUACAUUUCUGAUGGCAGCCAUAUUCAGGAUAGAGCAAGUUCGGCUGAAUCGAAAGGAUGGGAUAGCGAAGGUUGCGGGAACAGUAUUCUGUGUGGCUGGGGCAUCGGUGAUUACCCUAUACAAGGGUCCAACAAUAUAUAGCCCAACUCCACCACUGAACGCCAGCCCAGAAAUUGACUUUGGUUCACUCUCGCUGGGAGAUGCAAAGGGAAAGAACUGGACCCUCGGGUGCCUCUAUCUUAUAGGACACUGCUUGUCCUGGUCUGGUUGGCUUGUGUUGCAAGCACCUGUAAUCAAGAAGUACCCUGCUCGUCUCUCUCUCACUUCCUAUACAUGUUUCUUUGGCCUCAUACAAUUCUUCGUCAUUGCUCUCAUCGUUGAAAGAGAUGCUCAGGCUUGGAUUUUCCAAUCUGGUGGAGAAGUUUUCACCAUCAUCUAUGCGGGAGUAGUGGCAUCUGGAAUUGCCUUCGCUGUUCAGACAUGGUGCGUCGACAGAGGUGGCCCUGUGUUUGUUGCAGUGUAUCAACCUGUUCAAACUCUUGUUGUCGCUAUUAUGGCUUCCCUUGCUUUAGGCGAAGAGUUCUACUUGGGAGGGAUCAUAGGAGCAGUGUUGAUCGUUGUGGGACUGUACUUUGUGUUGUGGGGCAAAAACGAAGAGAGAAAGUUUGCAAGGGAACAGGCUGCGAUUACGUCCACCCCAGAGCACAGUGGCAUCAGAUCCGCAAGUCAUGCCAAAACAUCACUCACUCAGCCUCUUCUCCUCCCUUCAUCUACGGAGAACGUCUGAUCAAGAGAUUCAUGACUUCGUGCUGCUGGGAGGGAAAAAGGAAAAAGAAAAGAAGAAAAUGAUAUCAGUGAUACAUUAUUACUACUUUAUGUCAGGAAGCUUGUGUGUGUACGAAGGCCUUUCAUCUUUUUUUUCUUUCUUUUCUUUUGGUUAAUUCACAUGCUUUCUUUCUAGGACUUUUAGAAUGAGGUUUUUCAUGGGAAUCAUUACAAUGAUGGAUGUCACGUAAAAGUGGCCUCAAAGACCGAAAUCCCAUAUGCUUUAUAUGUUAAUUAAUGGUUUGAUUUACCAAAGCGGAUUUUUAAUUUCAGCUCUAUGCUCAGUUGUCUCCUAA